AUGAAGGACACAAAAGCGGCGCGCGCAAUUAGCGAGUCCUCAACCACGUCCGAUAACACCUCCGACUUCAUCGAUAUCGUGAAGCGGUACGACGUGGUCUACAACAACCACAAUCCGGACUACAAGAACGUGGAAGUAAAGCUGAAGGUGUGGACGCAAAUCGCGGACGAGAUUGGGCUGUCAGUGGAAGCCUCAAAGCGAAAAUGGAAGAACUUACGCGACAGUUACACAAAAUAUCUGCGCUCCUUUCGAGUGGGCACCAAAACCUCCAAGAAAUACCAGUAUUGGGCCCAUGCCGAUCACAUGGAGUUCCUGAAGCCCUUUCAGGGACCGGGCAGAAACUCCGCCAACGGCAAUGGAAAGUCAAAUGAUGAGGAGGACACCGAAUGCGACUUUGGCUACCAAGUUCUGGCCAAGGCGACUAGCAACGCAGGCGAGGAUGAGCUGAAAAUUACCAUAGCCACUGCAUCGGCCAGUUGCUCGGCUCUGAGCACGAACACGGUGAACACCUACACGACGGCCGUGACCAGCACAGGAGCACCCACACUAACGCCCAGCCUGGGCGUGGCUACUCCACCGAAUCUGAUCUCCCCUGGCAGCAACAUAGGAAUGGGUCCCCAGAACCAUAACAGCAACAGCAAUGGCAGCCUCAACUGUGCCGCAGUGGCUCCUCUCAGUGCCCUGACGCCGCCUGCCACCACGAAUUCCAAUAGCGCCGUUGUCCUGCCCCUGCCCGCCACCGUUAGCAAAGCCAACUCCAACGCCAAUGCCCUGGCCUCUCUGGCCUCUCAUCUGCCCCUUGGCAUGGGCGUGGGUGUGGGUGGACUGGCACAGCAGAUGUUCCCACUGGCCACGCUAAAGGCGGCUGCGGCCGCUGCUGGAAUUCCGCUGCCUCCCACUGUCACGCCUCCCAGCUGCAGCAACGCCAGCAACAGUAACGUGGGCUGCCUGAUCAUCGAGCCGCAUCUGUUCGCGGCUGCCGACAACUUCAAGAAGGAGCUGAACGCAGCUGCUGCGGCCGGAGCACCGCUCGGUCUCUUCCAGAACUUGGCCAAUCAGGUCCAGAACGCAAACAACCUAAGCCUGAGCCGCCUGAAUGGCAGCAAUGGACUCCUGGGCAAUCCCACACCACCACCUCCACCCCCGCCCGUUACAAACGCAACGAAGGUGCGACGCGUCCAGCCCUCUCCCCAGACAGCGGCCAUCAAUUUAAGUUGCUCGGCCCCGCCCAGCCAGCAGCCGACUCAAGCCAAGAUGCGCAAGAUCAGCGAUCCCCGUUUCCCCAGCGACUGGGAUGUGUCCGCCGUGUUGCAGGCCAACCGCGAGCUAGACGCCAACACUCUCUUCUUCCUGAGUCUGGCGCGACAGGUGCGUGCCAUGCCCAUGAAGUUCCAGUCGCUGGCCAAGAUGCGUUGCAUGCGCAUCGUGAGCGACAUCGAGCUGGAGCUGGAAAACUAUGACUGCAACGGGGGAGCGCCGCCCGACGAGACGGUCGCAGCCAACAUGAAGUACUGCAGCAUGGACACUCCGCCACCUCCGCCCCAGGACGGAUCCAUGAUGAUGGCCCCGCAUUCUAUGGCCCCCGAGGGUUCCACGGAACACUUUGUGUACGUUAUGUCCCCCUCGCGGGUGGAGAGCAUGAUCGACAUAUCCUCCGACGAGGAGACCACAAUGAACGGUGGCGCUUCCGCCGUGGGAUCGGGAUAGGUUUACUGACAUGGCGUGGCGUGUAUUUAUGUACAAUUUAUCUUUAAUUAUACCACUAUGUAUAUCAAUUA
Molecule: messenger RNA, 1778 nt
Organism: Drosophila obscura
Lineage: Eukaryota; Metazoa; Arthropoda; Insecta; Diptera; Drosophilidae
Exons: 3
Coding region: 1-1707 (568 amino acids)
Biological process (GO): regulation of transcription by RNA polymerase II
Cellular component (GO): nucleus; transcription regulator complex
Molecular function (GO): DNA binding
Source: RefSeq, a predicted model, not a curated record